UCACGACUAUAAUCAGUGUACGGACACUGAAAACUGAUAGAGAAAUUCGUCUACGUGAAUUAGACGCUUUUUUUUUUUUCGUUUUUCGCGACCUUUUUUAUACGCUCAGACAUAUCAUAAGAAAAUAAUAAUUAAAAAAGAGAUCGACUAACACGACAUGGCUUUCAAUUUAUUCAAUCGAUCCGCGAGUAAAGUAAUCAGAAAUGCGGUCGUACCGUCGUCGACGUCGGUUACAAGAGGGCUGUUCACGGGUGCUGUUCGGUCGGCCAAAGAAGACAAAGGAUUAGAACAGGUUUACUCCAAAAAAGAAUCGCUUUUGCUGGACACUAAUAAUGUCAUUGGAAAGUCAGCCAACACGAGUGUUCAGAAUUACAUCGAAGUUGAUAGCAAAGUAGAUUUGAGUACUGUCACCGGUGUACCCGAAGAACACGUUAAAACUCGUCUAGUAAAAAUAAGUAAAGCUACCAAAAAUGUUAUGCAAUCCGGUACUGACAACACUCAUAAUUGGGUGAUGGAAUUUGAUAACAGAGAGCGUUGGGAAAAUCCAUUAAUGGGCUGGACAUCAACUGGUGAUCCAUUGUCAAACAUGAAGAUUGAGUUUGUUGAUAAAGCUGAUGCCAUCAAUUUUUGUGAGAAAAACGGAUGGAAGUGGUACUUAGAAGCAGAGUCCAAAGCCAGACCCAUAAGAGCUAAGUCUUAUGCAAACAACUUCUCGUGGAAUAAACGCACGAGAACUUCUACCAAGUAAACAUACACAGUAAUUGUGUAAUAAUAGUUAAAGCGAUCCAUGUAAAAAAAAAAUAUAUUAUAUUAUGUAUUUAAUUUUCAAUUGUAAAACUCUUGCUAUAGUGUAAAUUAGACACGCCGUUUUUCAUAGGGUAAUAAAAUACAAUACUCAUUUGUUGAAA
Aphis gossypii (cotton aphid) is the source of this 908-nucleotide messenger RNA. RefSeq names its product NADH dehydrogenase [ubiquinone] iron-sulfur protein 4, mitochondrial (gene ND-18). Bases 158 to 748 code for a protein of 196 amino acids. The record is from RefSeq and is a predicted model, not a curated record. The transcript is spliced from 4 exons. NCBI's taxonomy places the organism in Eukaryota, Metazoa, Arthropoda, Insecta, Hemiptera, Aphididae. Gene Ontology annotation, biological process: electron transport chain.